CGAUUCUUCAGUCUGGACUCCAUCGAUGCUUUCCGGUUUGACGAGUAGAGUCUGCUGAGCAGUGCAUGGCUGAGUUGUGGAGCUUCACAACAAUUUAAAGCUGACAGUCAGACAGCAUGGGUCGCCGCUCCUCUGAUAGUGAGGAUGACAGUCGGAGCAAGAGGAAGAGAAAGCAGCGUCGCCGGUCAUCCUCCUCCUCCUCUUCUUCGUCCUCAUCCUCCGGCAGCAGGGUGGCCAGCAGCCGGAGUCGGAGGUCCAGUCGCCGGAGCCGCUCUCGCUCCAGAGACAAGGACAGAGAUAGGAGGAGGAGAAGACGUUCCAGCAGCAGUUCAUCUCACAGUUCGUCUCGCAGGAGGAGGAGUCGCAGCGCAGACAGAGACAAAGGGAGGAGCCACCGCUCGCACAGGUCACGCAGCCGAGACAGGAGGUCUCACUCUCGCCACCGGCGCUCUCGUAGUAAAAGCAGCAGCCGCAGCCGGCGAGGGACCCAGAGCCGCAAAAGGAGCAGCAGCCGCAGUCGCCGGAGGAGCCGCAGCUACAGCAGGGAGCGGGACCGGAGCCGACGCAAGGGCCGCGACCGGGAGAGGGAGAAAGAGAAGGAGAGGGACAGAGGGAGAGACAGAGACAAGGACAGAGAGAAGGACAAGAGUAAAGACAAAGGAGACAAAAAGGGGGAUGCCGCGAACAUCAAAGGAAGAUUAGAACAUCUGACUCCAGCGGAGCAGGCUAAAGUUCGAAUGCACUUGGUCCUGCAGGCUGCUGCUAAGACGGACGAGGUGCUGAAGGCCAAAGUGGCCAAGAGAGAGGAGGAGGCCCGGAAGAAACUAGAGGAAGAGGGAACUUCUCUGGAGGAGCAAGUGCGAAGGAUAAAGGACAUUGAGGCCAUCGAGAGUGAUUCCUUUGUUCCUCAGGCUUUCAAAUCAUCCAGGGAUGAUAUAAAGACUGAGCCUGUUGAGGUGAAGCAGGAGUCAGAGAGCGCGUAUUCUCAGGACGUCUCUAUUCCCAUUUCCAUAGUGUACAAUGACAGUGAUACGCUCGCCCAUCCCAGUUUGUUCAUGGACAAGGAGAGGGCAGAGGAGCUGUGGCACAACAGACUGAUCUCGCUGCGGCAGGAGAGGCUUAUGGGAAGUCCUGUAACCUGAUGGACAUCAGAAGAUCCUCACUUUCAGCUGUUUUUAUUGUGUCUCAAUCUGCCUUGUUAUCGGACAUCACAAUGUUUCUUACUUAUCCUUCCACUGAUUUAUCCUUCCUGUUAUACAAACUUGUGAGAACUGGAGCAAAUUAAAAGUUUGUGCACAUGAUGUGUUUAUUAUUUCAUUAAUGUAAAUGUAAUUCAGUUAAUUGAUUUGCUGUUCUUAAUUUGGCUUUGUUUAUAUUUAAUGAGGGAAGGAUCUUAUAGACAGAUAAGAUGUGUUUUACCAUGUAGAUAUAGCAUUUGAUACAUUUUGCCUUUUGUAAUCAACCUGGUAAUAAAGAUAGAUGUGAUUUUUUUUUUUGCAGAAAA
Molecule: messenger RNA, 1504 nt
Organism: Epinephelus moara (kelp grouper)
Lineage: Eukaryota; Metazoa; Chordata; Actinopteri; Perciformes; Serranidae
Gene: rsrc1
Product: arginine/serine-rich coiled-coil 1
Exons: 10
Coding region: 117-1142 (341 amino acids)
Biological process (GO): alternative mRNA splicing, via spliceosome
Cellular component (GO): nucleus; cytoplasm
Source: RefSeq, a predicted model, not a curated record